Hevea brasiliensis (rubber tree) is the source of this 757-nucleotide messenger RNA. RefSeq lists its product as uncharacterized. The transcript has 2 exons. Bases 309 to 578 code for a protein of 89 amino acids. NCBI's taxonomy places the organism in Eukaryota, Viridiplantae, Streptophyta, Magnoliopsida, Malpighiales, Euphorbiaceae. The record is from RefSeq and is a predicted model, not a curated record.
ACCUGCCAUUUUGACUUUGUAAAGCCAUACAUACAACUUCUGUUACGAGACGCGUUUUCUUUUCUAUGGAUAUACUCCUAAUGCCAUUACCAUUUUAAUUACUACUUGCUACAGCUUCCUCAUCACCUCAAAAUAAAAGGCUCUCAUUCUUCUUUGGCUGUCUCUGUUGGCUCUCUGUUGGCUGUCUCCAAAUCUAGGAUUAAUUUAACAAAAUAAGCCGAAAGCCUUUUGUGUUUUCAGCACCAACCCUGCUUCUUCUCUUUCUUGAUUGCUGUGGGAUAAAACUCCAAGAUUUCUACAACAAAAAUAUGUGUCCUUUGAGGUUUAUCUUGGUUUUUUUCUCAGCAGUUUUGGCUGGAUACUUUGCAUGGAGGACUGUACGCUCGUCGCCGGAGAUUGAAAGCAUAAAUUCCGAUGACUCAGCUGUUGAACAGAAACCAUUGAAUGAUAAACAAGAAUUCAAUGUAAACAAGAUGAUUCAAAAUGGAUUCUGGGUAUUCGUCGACAUGGCCAGCGGAAAGUACCUGUGGAGGAAUCUAAAGGAGACGAGGAAAGAUGAGAAAGUGAAGAGCUGCUAGAAUUUCAUCUUCUUGUUCUGUAAUCAAACUAUUUUUGCCCCUUGUUCUUGCUGUGGGGGAAGAGGAAGAAAUGGGAAUUUGAGGGCUGGUCACUUGUAAUUUUCAUAUCAUUCCAUAGCAAAUUUAGUUAUUUCUGUUGAUAAUCCCUUUUGGGUUAAUGAAAUUAACUGUGUUCAUAA